UCCCGCACGCGACAGUCAUACUCACAAAGUGCGACAGGAAAGCAGUGGGUGCCUCCAAAAAACGUAUAUAGAUUCAGUCGGGUAAACUUUUCCUACUUUUCGGGUUCGUUUAGAAACAUGGAUGUCCUAAGCGUGGAAGACUGGAACAGAGGCGCACAGGAGGUGGCAGCCAUCCACGCGCGGCUGCAGAGCCUGAAACCUGCGGAGAGGAUUGGGGAGCAGCAGCGCGAGGAGUCCCGCUAUGAACCUGGACAGACGCUCGUAGACAGCGGGAGUGACCCACGCGCCUGGCUGGCUCCGGUGCAGCCCUCUGGCACCUGUGUGGCACACGCCACUUCACCCGACUACCUGCGGCACUCGCCCUGCCCCAGCACCGGCUCCUACCAAGAGAGUGGUUCCCCGGAUUCCAGUCCUCCCAGUUGCAGGAGAACUGCGAAGAGCCCCUCCUCUUCUUCGCUCAAAGUCAGGGACUUGUGCGGUCUUCAAGGCACGGCCACCGGUUCCGAUGACGAAACAUCCACGACACAGAGAGCCCAGUCCAGCAGACCUCACAACGGAGUCCAGAAGCAGAGGCGCGUGGCCGCAAACGCACGCGAAAGGAGACGGAUGCACGGGCUUAACUACGCGUUUGACGAGCUGCGCAGCGUCAUACCGGCGUUUGACAACGACAAGAAGCUCUCAAAAUAUGAAACUUUACAGAUGGCGCAGAUUUACAUCAACGCACUGGCGGAUCUGCUCGAAGCUCCAGUCUCCUCAAAAAAAAGCAGUAACGACGUCUCAAACAACAGCAACAACUCGCCAAAGUGUGACGCUGUGCUUCCAGCCACCGGUAGUAUUGACGGAGCGAAGGACAGGGCUUCCCCGUCCCCUACCACUUGUAGGACGGCAGCGGCUGUCCACAUUAGCGGGAUGCCUUUCCGCCCCACCUUCGACGACGAAUCGUUCUCCGCUAUUGAAGAAGCAAUGCGUUCACCCUCUCCUCCUUCUUCCACCCGGGCAGCCAGUUCCCUUGCACCAGUCGGAGGUGGGAGGAAAGAUUCUCCCAGAAGCGACGGAGAGUUUUCCCCGCACUCCCACUUCAGUGACUCGGAUGAAAUAGCGAUGGAGCUCCACUCAAGUGAAGAAGAUGACCUCUCAGAACUCAAGCUAACGCACCACCACCACCAUCAUCAUCAACACACUGUUGCUUACUAAAAGAAUAAUAAUAACACAUAAUAUUAUUAAAAACAACAGACUGUAUUAGUCUCAACAUAGGCCUACAUCAAAAAUAAUGGCCGUAGUGUCAAUAAUACAGUCUUUAUGUUGCUAACAAAAUGCAGUUUUAACAUGGAAGUUUUGGCUUUUUCAAAGAAAAUCAUGUUACAUUUUUAACAAUAUCCUUAUUCAUUUUUGAUCAAUUUGUAACAUAGUCUUAAUCUAAUUUUUGUUGUGUGAGAUAGGCCUAAUUCGGUUCUGCCAAUAGCUGUCUAGCCCAUAAUUUCCAGUUUCCAUGGAGACGUGGCUGGAAGACCCCUCUGCCAUGUAUCGCUCAGCACAGCCAUGGGCAUUUCCCACGUCACUCCGACUGAAAGCUGUAUUCCACGAAUCAUGACUCAAUGGAUUAUAAUUUACAAAAAAUAACAUUUUGUAGCUUAAAUAUGAUUUUGAUAUUUUAUGUUUGUAUUUGUUAAUUUUUAAGUAUAAUGUAUUUCCUUUUGCAACUUUAAAAGUUUAUAAUGUGCACUUUAAAAAUAUACAAGCCGGAGGCUUGAUAAAUGCGAGUUUUGUUUUCAAACCAUGAACAAUAUUUUUGUUUUGUUUGCUACUUUAGUAGCAUACUGCCAAUUCCAUACAAAUAGCCUAUUUAAUGUAGCCAUCAAUGCUGCCUUCUUUUGUAUUUUCAGAUCAACCUGUGUGUCUUUUGC
Molecule: messenger RNA, 1904 nt
Organism: Gymnodraco acuticeps
Lineage: Eukaryota; Metazoa; Chordata; Actinopteri; Perciformes; Bathydraconidae
Gene: atoh1a
Product: atonal bHLH transcription factor 1a
Exons: 2
Coding region: 118-1194 (358 amino acids)
Molecular function (GO): protein dimerization activity
Source: RefSeq, a predicted model, not a curated record